GUUCUAGAAUCGUCUAUAAUGUCCCUUUUCUCCUUAGGUCACUGAGGGGAGUGUUGUUCUGUGCGUUAUAUCCAGAACCGCUGAGCCUUAUACACACACACCAUCCGUCACUGUACACCUUUGCGGGUGACCUCUGAGGGCCUGUUUAGAAGACUAUUGAAACCUGACACCUAAACAUCUACUGAGCUCAGUUGGGCUUCCGUGCUGUAGAGAGCCUGUACUCCUGUGACCAAACAUAUCCUAGAAGCAAAUACUUGAAAAUGGCUGACAAGCAGAUUAGUUUGCCCGCUAAGCUCAUUAAUGGUGGAAUUGCCGGAAUUAUUGGUGUGACAUGUGUUUUUCCUAUUGACUUGACAAAGACACGGCUUCAAAACCAGAGGACCGGUCAACAAAUAUACAGAAGCAUAUGGGACUGUUUGCGGAAGACUAUACGUGCAGAAGGAUACUUUGGAAUGUAUAGAGGUGCUGCAGUGAAUUUGACUCUAGUAACUCCAGAGAAGGCGAUUAAAUUAGCCGCAAAUGACUUUUUCAGACACCACUUGUCCAAAGAUGGCAGAAAGAUCACGCUAGUGAAAGAAAUGUUGGCAGGAUGUGGUGCUGGGACUUGUCAGGUUAUUAUAACCACGCCUAUGGAAAUGCUGAAGAUUCAGCUGCAGGAUGCAGGAAGACUAGCAUCUUCCCAGAAAGCUGCUACUGGGAUACAAAGCCUUUCUCAGAGUGCAAAGAAUUUGAAUCCCAUUCCUGUGCUCUCAAGGGCUUAUAAUGUCGGGCCAACAUUGGUGGCGCAAAAGAUGUCUGCUACACAGAUUGCUUCUGAACUUCUCAGAACAGAGGGUGUAAAAGGAUUGUAUAAAGGACUGGGGGCAACGCUACUGAGAGAUGUUCCAUUUUCAGUCAUCUAUUUUCCAUUGUUCUCUAACCUUAAUAAACUGGGAAUGUCUUCUGCAGAUGGGAAGGCGCCAUUUAUUCACUCAUUCUUUGCAGGCUGUAUUGCUGGCUCCACAGCAGCUGUGGCUGUCAAUCCUUGUGAUGUGAUAAAGACCAGACUUCAGUCAUUGUGCAAAGGGGCCAAUGAAGAGACCUAUAAUGGAAUUGUAGAUUGUGCCAGGAAAAUUUGGAAGAAAGAGGGCCCAUCUGCCUUCAUGAAGGGAUCAGGUUGUCGAGCAUUAGUUAUUGCACCCCUAUUUGGCAUAGCUCAAGUUGUCUACUUCCUUGGUGUGGGAGAAGCAGUUUUGGAGUUUGCCCAGUUCAGCAGCUUAUCACCACAAUAACUCAAACAUUCCUUGGGACUUGAAGAAAAAUGACCACGUAUACAUUGCAUUUAUACUUCGGAUUUCGGAUAUAUUGGACUAGUGUAAAGGAAGAGGAAACUAUUAGCACCUAAUUGAUUUAUAGUUGUAUAUGUUACCCCAUACUUUCUGUUAUUUAGCACUUUUGCCCUCCACCCUCUAAUCUUUAUAUGCCUUUUGGUAAAGUGAAAUAGCACUUGUUUGUUGCAGUGACAUAUCAGGGGUAUAGUAUAUAGAUACUUAGGGAUUUGUCAGGUUGGUAUGCAUUCCCCAUUUUCAUGUCAGAGAGUCACUCUUGUAUGUUAACAGAAGAAAUAAGGUUGAUAUCGCAAGUCAAGUAGGGUUUUAACUUCCCUAAAAGGUUACUCUUUGAGAGAACAAAUACUAUUACUAUUCUUGAUCUCAAAGAAUUGUAUGUGUUGUAUAUUUUGGAUGUUCUAGAUUUGGAUAUUUAACUUGAAACACAAGGCUUUUUCACAGAACAACUAUGUUAGAAAAGAUCAAUUUCUGGUCUAUGGAUGUGAAUAAAAUAAUGUUUAUUGGGGCCAAUGCCAUUCUGGGUAGUUCACAUUUUUAAAUCAAGACUUGAAUCUUCUGUGCAGCUACAGGAAAGGUAUUACGGUUGGUAUCGUAAAUACUCUGUAUAUAUUUCUGUGUGUUGGGAGUGUUUUCUGCUCACUACAUCUGAACACGUUAGUAAUCAUAGGUUGAGAUGUUUUUGCUGAUAUAUUUGUGGUUCACCAGUCAUCAAUUCACUUUUGCCCAAUGUAAGGAAUUGGCUAUCAAUUCUGUCAUUGUGCCCUAUAAACUGGUAAAUUGGACUGGAUGAUUUGCUCAUCUUUAAUUGUCUUUUAUAGGUUAAACUAUAUCACAGUGAUAUAAUGGGGCCUUAUAGGCUAGUUUAUCUUAAAUUCUGGUUGUUGAACACAGUCACCAAGUAUAAAUGCAGAGUUGUCCAGUUGAAGAAAAACAAUGCCACUUUUGUCCAUAGGCAGGAUCUGGUAUUGCAUCUCGACUCCACAUGAAUGAGGAUGACAAUCAAUACCAGAUACAACCAAUGGAAUAAAAUGGGGGUGUUUUUAGGGGUAAAAAAAUAUAUACAUCACUUAUUUUCCAAAUUUUCUAAGUAAACAGAAAUAAUAGUCACUUUUAAACCUCAGAAUAUCUGGCAAAAACCUUAACUAUGUUGUCUUGCCUUUAUGUUACAAAUGCCCCUGAAUUUGUAUAUUUUUUUCAUUUUUUUAUACAUGUAAUAUAUAUGUAAUUUAUAAAAAAAAUGUUUUUUUUUUUUUUUUAGAAGCUCCAUUAUCUUUUGGUUUCAAUUCUAUAUAGAUGUAUUGUGCUUUUUCAAACCUCCAUUACUGUAUUUGGUGCUAGCAGGACACAAUUCCUUCAUACAAAAACUGGAAAGUAUUUCUUUAAGACUUAAAAGAUUAUUAAGUUACUUUAUUGGUGCUAAAUAUAAGGCUCCCAUAUGGACUGUGCAACAGCUUUUUAUAUUUUAUGAUAGAUAACAUUUGCUUGCGGAGGUAGAAAACAGCUUGUCCAUGUAAUACGAUAGUAGACACAUUGCAGCUAAUAUGUAUUAAUUGAUUUUGCAUGGUAGGCUCUUCUUAGGCUGGAAUAACCCCUACGUUGGAGGCUCCGUCUUAUUCCAUAAAACAAUUUCAGGCAAAAUAGCUCAGCAUGCUGCACUAUUUUGUCAGUUAAAAUGCUGGACUCCAGGCUGAUGGACCCUUUUAAAGUCUAUGGAAUCUUUUGCGCACUGUUUGUUAACUAAGCCACCAAUCCAAUAUCUUUCUGUUGUUUUGCUCUAUUAACUGAGUAGAAAAAAAGAAUUCUCGACACAGGUGUGAAUCCAGACUAAGCUGGUAUCUGUGAACAAAUUAAAAGUUACAAUAAAAAAAAUUUUUUUUGCCAUUAUUUAAGUGUUUAAGAAUUAUUGUAUGAGCAGGCAGAGCUGACAUUCUAUGUAGUGUAUUAGAUUACUUAAGAAUGCCAGACAUUUAAUGAAAUAGGAGAUCCUGCUGAAGGUCUGAGUCGCCUAUAAAAAGCCAUUUUGCCUUUUGAGUUACCAAUUGUUUCAAAUUUGAAAUGCUGUAAUAUGUACUGCAAAUCCAUCACACUCUUGUAAAUCAAGUUCUUUUGAGCUUAUGGCUGGAAUGGGAGUAAUUCACUUAAUGGACCCAACUAAUUACAUAAUAGUUUAUAUUGGGAAGUCCUUAAGAUUAGUUGCAUUACUAUAUUUAUUCUGCACUUGAAAAUGUAAAGUAUUCCAGCCAGGUUUGUGAUUUGGAGUAUUUUAGGUACUUGAACAAUUACUUAAAUCCUAAUUAAACCUGUGUAUGAUUCUUUCAACAGUUUGAGAAUGUAAUGUGUGUGCACCUAUUCAUGCGCCCCCCAGUCUUCUACACAUACGUGCUGUGGAGUUGGCUUCAUCAGCUGUUGCCAGACUAAUACUUGUAUUACAUCAGUAUAAUAAAUGGGAAACGGUAACAAUAUUAUUGCAUUGAAUUCCAUUAGAACACCCAUCUGGUAACAGAAUGUAUGCUAGCAAUAUGAAUACAGCCAACAGUGUGUGUGUAUAAGAUAUAUAUAUAUAUAUAUAUAUAUAUAUAUAUAUAUAUAUAUAUAUAUAUAUAUAUAUAAUUACAUUUUUUAUGUUUUUGCUUUGCAUGGCUAUUUGUACAUACAGAAUAACAGCCAGAGGUUACUGCUGUUUGCAUUUGUAACUCUGAAGCUCACAUUUACAGUUUCUAUAAAACCAAGAACAGUUUUGGAAAAUUAUUGGUUAUUUUGAUGUAAACAUCACCUUACCAUAUGUAAAUGUGAUUUUGUUUUUGUUUUGUUCUUAAUAAGUGACCAAAUAAAGUCACAUUUUGAUGAUAUACCUUUUGUGGAUGUUUUUAUUUAUUGUGACUGGUGUUUCAGUUGUCGUUGCAAAACGAAGCACUCGCAUGGACAAAAGUAACAUCACCAUAUUUUAUCUGUGCCUAGGACUUUCUAACAUAUUCUCCUAACUUGACAUAAACACAAGUAGAGAAUGCACUCCUUGCCUUCUCUUGCAGUUCAGCUUCUUUUUUUUAUUAUAUAUUGCCCAUCCUCCAAAUGUAGAUAAAAAUAGA
Messenger RNA from Hyla sarda, 4414 nucleotides. RefSeq names its product mitochondrial glutamate carrier 1-like. Gene Ontology annotation, molecular function: L-glutamate transmembrane transporter activity; L-aspartate transmembrane transporter activity. The coding region runs from base 261 to 1271 and encodes 336 amino acids. Lineage: Eukaryota; Metazoa; Chordata; Amphibia; Anura; Hylidae. The record is from RefSeq and is a predicted model, not a curated record. The transcript is spliced from 11 exons. Gene Ontology annotation, biological process: aspartate transmembrane transport; L-glutamate transmembrane transport; malate-aspartate shuttle.